AAAUUGAUAUCUGCAGGUGCGAAGAGGGUCUCAUUUUCGUUCACAUUCUUCAGCGACUGCGCCUUUGGAUCUUCCUUCUUCGAUCUCCAAGACAGAGCAAUGGGUCACUCCAACGUUUGGAACUCUCACCCCAAAAACUACGGUCCCGGUUCUCGCGCUUGCCGUGUGUGUGGGAACCCGCAUGGAUUAAUAAGGAAGUAUGGCCUUAUGUGCUGCAGGCAAUGCUUCCGUAGCAAUGCCAAGGAAAUUGGCUUCAUUAAGUAUCGCUGAAGUGCUGUUGAUACCUGCCCCACCAAGCGUAUGUUAUGGCAUUAGGAUGUUUUG
Messenger RNA from Abrus precatorius (Indian licorice), 324 nucleotides. Its product is annotated as 40S ribosomal protein S29. Gene Ontology annotation, molecular function: zinc ion binding; structural constituent of ribosome. Gene Ontology annotation, biological process: translation. Gene Ontology annotation, cellular component: ribosome; cytosolic small ribosomal subunit. Lineage: Eukaryota; Viridiplantae; Streptophyta; Magnoliopsida; Fabales; Fabaceae. The transcript is spliced from 3 exons. The record is from RefSeq and is a predicted model, not a curated record. Bases 100 to 270 code for a protein of 56 amino acids.